AUGGGCUGUUCCCCAUCCAAAGGUCAUCUCUUCCCGGGGAUCCCAAAUGGGGUCCACAAGGCUCUGCUGCCAGUACCACAAGAGGUGGGUAACAUCAAGCCUGUUGAGGGAGAAAACCAAGAUGUUGACAAUACGGAUAUUAACGAAGAAGUAGAGGAACUCCCACUAUCAGCUGAAGAUGAUAAUCCUAAGGCCGCCCUGGACGUGGCCCCGAAUACAGCCGUUGUGUCAAAUCUAGGGGCCAUCUCUGAAAUAAAGGUCAAAAUGACAUCACAGGUGAGAGAUAUACAGAGUGAGGAAGUACCGGAAAAGCAGGCGAAAAAGGUCAAGAAGCGAAAGAAGAAUAAGGGCGUCAAACAGGGCAGCCGAAGAGAAAAGGAGAUAAACACCUCAGUCAUCCAGGGGAAGGUGGACCUUCCCCUGCACAUGGUGAGAGCUCACCAGGCCGCCUACGAAUACCUGAACCCCAACAUCUCCAAGUGUGAGACCCUGCUGGGGCUGCUGGACCAGGCCGCCCAGACCCAGCUCUCCCUACAGCCCAUGAUGACAGCCAUUGUGAUGCGCUUCGAAGAGGUCAACCAGGCCCUGGAGGAAAUGGCUGAGGAGGGGGAGCUGAUGCUGAAGGAGCAUGGCAACCACAUGGCCUGGCCCUCCGAGACAAGGGACCCAGCUUCCACCCCCGCCAAGCCCAAUGCUGACCCAUCAGAACCCCCUCCAGACCUGCUGCAGCUGCUGCUCCAACAUUCUACUGAAAAGAUGAAGCUGGUGGGGAGCUCGAUCCAAGGCCUGGGAGACACCACUCUGGAAGAGGCGGCGGACUUCUUCGCCUCACUAUCUAAACUACUGGGAGAGAGGCUGCAGGCCAAGCGGGCAGUAGAGGAGCGUCUGAGCCAGGUGCUGGCGCGCGUGGAGGCAGCUGCCAAGUGCAACCUUGAUGACUUGUCCCUGCACAGCGAGGACAGCGGCAUCGGGGGAGAAAAUGAGUCGCUGAUGGGAUCAGAGCGCUACCGUCGCCAAUGGGGGAGCUCUGGGUCCGGUGGCAGUGCACGCCCCACACCCCCAAGCCAUUCACCUGACCAGGUAUGCCUUAAUGAAGGUGAGGAGGAGGAAGAAAACGAGGAAGAAGAUGGUGAUAAAGAUGAAGAGGAAGAAGAGGAAGAGAGGUCAGGGAGGGUGCGGUCCAACUCAUCCCCGCCAGACCCCAUUCAGACCCCCAAGCACAGCGAAGGGCAGCCACCCAAACGACCCCAGACAGCUGCCCCCUCGGGCAGGCCGGUGAGACCACCACGGUCACAGUCCACAGAAUCUCUACAUGUUCAGGAGCUGCAACAGAAAGACCUGGACCAACGGAUGGGAAACUACUCUCUGAGAAGACACGCUUCAGGGGGGCAGAGGGUUGCUAGAUAUGGACUCAAAGGGUCCACAAAGGCAAACCAAGCACCAAAUGUUCUACCAGCUAUAGCACCACAACCCCCUGGGCGCAACUCUGUCAAAAGACUCAUAAACACAUUCAGUAGUGGGGUGGAUGGCAGACCAGGCCAAAGUCUACCUAGUGCACACCUUAGGGGGUCUAGGAGCAGUGGAACUCCCCUCUUACCCGACAUUGGAAGUGGAGAGGACAUUGUCAGUGGCAACAACAAUAAGAACAUCUGGGCAGUGGAAGGCGGGGAGGGCCUGGACGAUGACAACCUGCCCCCCCCUCCCCCUGAGGUCCUGAUGGACAACUCCUAUGAGAGCAAUGAGGAGAAGCCGGAUGAUGAGGAAGGGGAAGAGGAGGACACCGACAGUAGGGGCCACCCUGUGCCACGCCAAAGGAGCACCACCUCUCAGCGCCUGAGGGCCUCGUUGCAGAGCAUGACGGUGCUGCCUAACCGUGGCAGUGUCGGACCAAUCAGACAGAAUGCCGUGACGGGGGGCGGGCAGCAGCCAGCCUCUGAGGGCGACCAAGAGAGUGAGCAGGCCGCCUCUCUCUACCGUCAGGCCCGCAAGAUCAUCCACCUGCGCAACGCAGCUGAAGCCUCUGCAAACAGACCUGACCAGGGGGUCCGAGGACCCCUCAGAGCUGGGGUGAGUCUCAGGCAAGGAAGCAACGACCACUAUGAGGGGGAGUAUUACCCCACCAGCAUGCCACCAACUGUCCCACCAGUCUCCAGAGUUCGCCUACCACCCUCAUGUCCCUCUACGCACCACAGACUACCAAGCCCCCCUGCUUUCGCACAGCCUAAUCCACCCUCACGUCCAUCCUCUCCCCGGGUCCUUAGAUGGAGCAGAGAGGACAGUGGUGAAGACAUGUCACCCUCAGUGUCCUUCAACGAUGCCCGAUCUGUGUUCUGUCAAAAUAGCCAAUCGAAUUCCCAGAGCUGGACCCCCUCCUAUAGCUCUACGCUCCCCAGGCCCUAUGGUGAGCCCUCCCGGGGAAGGCUGUCCACACGCGGGUCCCAGACUGUCAGUCGGCGCAGCCAGUCUGACCAGAGACCCAGCCUGACAACGCAACGAGAGGAGUCGUCCAACCCAGGCACACCACAGGGCCGGACUCGAGGAAGUGAGCCAAAUAUGGCCAGAAGCAGUGAGAGGUGAGUGUUUCCCUUUACUCCUUUUGUCUAGCUACCAGUUUAGUACAUCUUAGGUGGAUAUUAGGCCAAAGGCUUCCAAAUUCAUGUAAAUGCAGAAUUAUGAUCACAUGUUAGAAAGUAAAUAAACAAAAAUAGCAGAGAAUAGUGAAUAGAAAGAGAAACAGAUACAUUAGUUAACCUACAAAAGUAGAAAUUCAACUUGAUAAUAUCUCAAUUAACUACAGUAUCUAUGAUCAAAUCAAAUAAAACGUUAUUUAUAUAGCACAUUUCUUAAAAGGUGAGAGAUAAAAACACAAUACAUUUUCUAAAUUAGGAGACAAAGGUCAAUACUUUUGACUCCAAGCAGAUGGUAUCUGAUUCCAUCAGCUGUCACUCAGUGGGGGUGUGUAUGUAGCAAGGCUCAAGCGGAGCUAACAGACCUAGCUAUCACCCAUAGACAAUGAUAGAGGCCUCUAGUGGCCAAAAGGCCGUUUUUGCAUGAGCAACGCCAUUGCGGGCUUCCACCAUUUUAAUGUAGUCAACUGGGUGGGACUUCCAACUUCAUUGGCUGAUCCAUCAUGGUGACCCUGUUGGAGUCAUGUCCAACCGGGUCAUCAGGAGAGAUCAGCUAAUCGUGAAGAAGAAAAUGUACUACUUCAAAAUGGGGAUAGCCUCAAUGGCACUGUCCAUGCUGUCACAGACGCUAUUAUGGCACAGAUACAGAGAUGAGUCCUCUAUCUAUCUCUAUGCUAUCCCCUUCAGCUAAGAACAUCAUCUUAAAACAGAACGUGAAUCCACAGUUGGUAGAUUCAUUUGAGCAACAAUUUAGAAUGACCAUUUAGGAAUUUAAAUGCUCAAUAUUCAAAUGAAAUGACACCUACACACUUUCUACUUAGGAUUUAUUGAAGUAUUUUUUAUUUAUUUAAAGUAAUCUCUAACUGUUAAAGUAAUAAAUAACUUGUCAAAAGAGCAUAGCGCAAACAAUCAAACAUUUAUUCUACAUUUCUCAACUAUAAAUAAUCACAACAACCUAGCUAGAAGUGUUUACUUGAUACAAGAGCCAUUCCGUAACAUUAAACAUAAGCACACUUUAGUAGCCCUAACCAUUUUGAUGAACAGAUGUGACCUGAGAUUUAACUUAGAGGCAAAACAAAAUAGGUAGAACAACAAAUACGUUAUACAGCUUUACGAAUACGGCACCCUGCGCAAUUUUCAAGCUUCUUUAAAUUCCUACAGACACCUGAGGAUCCUUCACAGGUGGAGUAGGUGGGAGGUCCUCUGUAGCUCAGCUGGUAGAGCACGGCGCUUGUAACGCCAAGGUAGUGGGUUCGAUCCCCGGGACCACCCAUACACAAAAAAAAAAAAAUGUAUGCACGCAUGACUGUAAGUCGCUUUGGAUAAAAGCGUCUGCUAAAUGGCAUAUUAUAUUUAUAUUAUUAUGAGUAACUGGUGUAUUCAACGGCAACUAGAGCGAAACAAGUCAUGUGGCAUUUUGAUGGAUAGGUUUUCUAGGUAGUGGGUGUGAUCGUCUCAUUGUUUAUCAGAUACAUCAACUUUGUCUAUGUGGGUUAACAAUCGUCAUGCCACUGUAAAUUCCCAAGUCUGCAUAACAAAUGUGUGCUUAAGGGUAAGUCUAGACCAGAGUAGGCGCGUAAACAAGAUGGCGUAUUGAAUAGAAAUCGGUACAAAACACCUCAAGAUAAAAACAUAAUAUUCAAAAUCAGUAAGUUAGACUAAAUAUUAGCAUUUCAUAUAUUCGCAGUUAAUAUAAUUCAAUCUGGAUAAUAACAGAAAUAAGAUCAUAAGGCUAGAGAAAUAUAUCGACAAAUAUUACUACAACAAGCCACACCCAAACAUGACUGAAGACAAGCGUGGAGAGCCGAUCCCCAAAAGAAAACGCGACUCAUCGACAGAUACAGAUGAUAUAUGCUUUUCACCACUAGGUAUGGUAAGUGUGGAAAGCGACCUGUUGAAGUCGAUAAAUGACAAAUUGGGCAUACUAGAACUGGUCAGUAAAGACGUAAAAGAGUUGAAAGCGAGUCUUCAAAUGAGUGACGAAAAAGCUUUGGUAAUGGAGAAAGAAACCAAAGAAAUAAAAGUGACAGUCUCUAAAAUGGAAACGGACGUUAGGGAAUUAAAAAAGGAGAACAAUCUUCUGAGAGAAGCCUUACUAGACAUCCAAACUAGAUCGAUGAGGGAAAAUCUAGUACUUACGGGUAUUCAGGAAAAGGAGGGAGAAAUAACAGAGAAUAUUAUGAAGGACUUCCUGCAUACAGCGCUGCAAAUCCCACUCGAGGCUGUCGAUAAAAUCCAACUCGAACGUGUACAUCGUUUCGGAAAAAGAGGACAGAAAUAUGAGCGCCCAAUCGUUGCCAAAUUUGCUUUUUUUAAGGACAAAGCUAUGGUGAAAAGCCUGGGAAGGAGACUUGCUGGCACGAAAAUAGGCAUGAAUGAUCAGUUCCCGAAGGAGAUUGUAGAAAGGCGCAAAGUUCUGUAUCCAAUCUUCAAGGAAAACAGAUUAAAAGGGAAACGUGUUGCACUAGUGGUGGAUAAAUUAUAUAUUGACAACCAAAUGUUCAGAGACACAAAGACUACUCCAUGGCUAUUCUAAAAGUUGUAAUGGAGGAGUCAAAUAUUGGAGCACCUGAUACUAGCAAUGAUAGGGAUUGUAAUAUUAAAUAAUAUUUAUAGUAAGUAUAGUAUUUUAUAAAUGGAUAAAAUGAUAUAACAAGCAGAAUAAUACAUCUUUAUAUACAAAUAAUUAGAACAUGGAUUUUUUGGCGGGAGGUUGUUGUUUUGGCGGAUGGUUGUUGUGGUUGGUCCUGUGUUCUCUCUGGCGUCCUUUCCCCCUUGCAGCAGAUGUGGAUGCGGGUGCGUUUGCACGCUCGGCCCAUUUCUUCCGCAGUCAGCCAUGUGGUGUGCAUUUUUGUGUUUGAAAAGGUACGGCGUUAAGUGAGUGAGAGGGGAAAUGGUUGCAUAUCCCAGAGCCGACCGGGGGUCUAUGAACAGGGGUAGUGAGAGAGAGAGCUUUCAAUUUUGUGUAGAUGAGGGAUAUACAUUUUUAAAUAUAGUAAACAUCUAAUCUAAUUAUUCAUUGUCCUAUCAUGAUGGAAAGAUCCCUAACCCUAUAACCUGGACACCCACCUGAGCGACCCAUACACCAAAGAGAAGUUCCCAUCUAUUUUAUGGACCUGCUGUGAAUAUGCAGCCUAAAUAGAGAAAUAAAUGCGGUCAGAGACCUACUUGAGCAGCACCGCCCCCUCAAGAUUCUGAGCCUGCCUGGCAGGGUUGGUCCUACAAAGCCAGAGCCCCCUGAUGGGAGAGCAUAAUAUACAAGGAAAUUCUCAAAGCUGCUAAUGAGAACCUUGACGACCUUUUACCUAGCCGGUGGGGAUUCCGGUGGGGUACGCCCACCCAGGUAGUGGCAGUGCUGGCAACACUGGCUGCAGUAACCCAUGGGGAGGGGGUCACACUCGGACAAUCAGAGAGGGGGUUUAUCAUUGUGGCCCAGGUGGCACAAAAUAAUCAAAGGUCUGACCGCAUGGAGAUGCUUGGGAAAAUGGUUACAACAGGGGAUCAGAGUGUUUGUGUCUCAGGUGAAGAGGGUGGAUCUGACCUCCAUCACCUAGGACUUGACAUAGAUUAAGUAGAUUAAUCAAAUCUCACAUUGUUGUCAAUUUCUGCUCAAUUUGCAUGCUUUCUCAAUCAGCUUUAACUGUAUGUGCACUCGUAGAUCAAGUUAUUUCUCGGGUUGGGCUCUGGGAUAUAACAGCCGUUGAGUAUUGGAUUUUAUGGUGGAUUGUGGAGGAGGGGGGUUGAGUGUGUUGGAGUAUGUGAGUAUGUGCGUGUGUGCUGGUCUGGCAUCUGUUGUGGGGGGGGGUGGGGAUGUUGGGGGGGGGGGGGGUAUGGGAUGGACCGCGGGAAUUAUUUGCUAGGAUAAUAAUUGCUUGUCAAUGAAUUAAAUGUAAUAUAAUGGCAAUCCUGGUUAUAUGUUAGAAUCCUAUGCGUGAACUGCCGACAUUAUUACGCAUAUUAAUUGAUAAUGAUGGAAAAUAGGAUAUGCAUAAUAAAAUAAAUAAAUAAUAGUUAUAUAGAUAUAUAUAUAUAGAGGUGAAAGCAUUGGAAAUGCUUUUGGCGGUUAACCUGCUUCUGUUUUGUGGGUGGCACUGUGUGCUGUUUUCGAUGGAUGGGUCCUGGCCUCUCAGGGCCUUAGGGAUACGGAGGGACGUGGGGGGGAUGCUGAUCACUGGGAUGACGGCUCAACUUGGGAUGGGGAGGGGCUUUAGCGGGGGAAUUAGUGGAGAACAAUUGAAGGGUUACUCCGUAGCAAUGCAAAUAUCACGGUACAGCUAUAUGGACACUCAAUCAUUACGCUAUUUUUUAUUGGUAAAUUUACAAACAUAUAUAAUGAUAAAUAGACUUGAAACUUGUAUCUCAUUAUGGUGUAUGGUGAAAUAAGUAUAGCCAGUUAUAAUUGUAAUGGCUUAGCUGAUAAUAACAAAAGAAGAACAAUAUUUACAUGGCUCAAAGAGAAGGAAUAUAAUAUCUAUUGUAUACAGGAAACUCAUUCAACAAUUCGAGAUGAAGUAGCGUGGAAAAAAGAAUGGGGGGGGGGAAAUAUACUUCUCCCAUGGGCAAAGAAAUUCAAAAGGGGUGAUGAUAUUAAUUAAUAGUAAUUUCGAUCCGAAUGUGCAAAUUGUCCAAAUAGAUACGCAAGGUAGAUGGAUUAUUUUAAAUAUGGUAUUGGACAAUAAACAGAUAUGGCUCAUUAACCUUUACGGACCAAAUAAUGAUGAUCCACAAUUCUUUGACAAUAUAUAUAAUAAAUUAUCAAGCCUGCAAGCAACUCAAGACAAUAUUAUUAUGGUGGGGGAUUAUAAUACUGUUUUAAAUAGCUCAAUGGACCGAAAAGGAAAUCACACCACAAACAAUCACCCACAUGCUCUUAAGGAAAUUGUGAAUGUCAUGGAUACAUUAGAACUAGUAGAUAUAUGGAGGCUUAAAUAUGCUGAUCUAGUGAGAUAUACAUGGCGGAGACUGAAUCAAGCUAGUCGUCUUGACUUCUUUCUUAUCUCAUUCUCGUUGGCACCAAAAGUAAAAAAAGUGUUGAUAGGGGACAGAAUGCGGUCGGACCAUCAUAUAAUAGGCAUAUACAUUACUCUGACUGAAUUUCCACGUGGGCGAGGAUAUUGGAAAUUUAAUCAAAGCCUAUUAGAUGAUAAUUUAUUUAUAAUUAGAACAAAGGAAUUUAUAACUGACUUUUUCCAACAUAACUUAGGUACAGCGAAUCCCCUUAUUGUAUGGGACACCUUUAAAUGUGCCUUUAGAGGCCAUGCAAUUCAGUACUCAUCUCGAAAACAAAAGCAAUUUAGGUCAAAAGAGUUUAUACUAAGAAAGGAAAUAGAAAGUCUAACAGAACAGAUAGAUGGCAAUAAAAACUGUAACAUAGAGGCUCAGAAUAAAUUAGAGGAAAAACAAAAAGAAAUGGAAAAACUUAUUCAAGAAAGAUCAAGUGUAAUAUAUUAUAAAAAUAAAGCAAACUGGAUGGAAUAUGGGGAAAAAUGCACAAAAUUCUUUUUUAAUCUUCAACAUAGGAAUGCUACCAAAAAGAACUUAAUGAAACUGGUUACAAUUGACGGAGUCACCCAUAAUUCACCUAAUGAUAUUUUGAAGGAAGAAACAAAGUAUUUUAAGCAUAUGUUUUCUUUUCAGUCGCCUCCAUCUCCUCUAACUGAAGCUAAUUGUAGAGAUUUUUUUCCUAUUGAUAAUGUCAAAUUAACAGCCACACAGAAAGACUCAUGUGAAGGUGAAAUUACAGAGGAGGAACUUCUGGAUGCAAUUAAAGACUUUAAGUCCGGGAAAACUCCAGGGUUGGAUGGCAUACCAAUCGAGGUAUACCAAACCUUUUUUGAAAUACUAAGAGGACCGUUAUUAGCAUGUUUUAACCACUCCUAUGUAAAUGGUAGAUUAUCUGACACUCAAGAAGAAGGUCUGAUCUCAUUAUUACUGAAACAGGAUACAAGUGGAAAAUAUAAAGAUCCAGUCCAUUUACAAAAUUGGAGGCCCCUUACACUUCAGUGUUGUGAUGCAAAAAUCCUAGCAAAAUGUAUAGCGCAUAGAAUUAAAAAGGUAUUGUCGGAUAUUAUUCAUUCUAAUCAGACAGGUUUUUUACAUGGAAGAUACAUUGGAGACAAUAUAAGGCAAGUAUUGGAAACAAUAGAACACUAUGGAAAAUAUGGGAAACCAGGCCUGCUAUUCAUAGCAGACUUCGAAAAGGCAUUUGAUAAAGUUCGACUGGAAUUCAUAUAUAAAUGCCUGGAGCAUUUCAAUUUUGGAGAAUCUCUUAUAAAAUGGGUCAAAAUCAUGUAUAGUAACCCUAGGUGUAAAAUAGUAAAUAAUGGCUAUUUCUCAGAAAGUUUCAAACUGUCAAGAGGAGUGAAACAAGGUUGUCCACUAUCGGCAUAUCUAUUUAUUGUGGCCAUCGAGAUGUUAGCUAUUAAAAUCAGAUCCAAUAAUAAUAUCAGAGGAUUAGAAAUACAGGGCUUAAAAACAAAGGUGUCAUUGUACGCAGAUGAUUCAUGUUUUCUUUUAGAUCCACAACUAGAAUCCCUCCACAGCCUCAUAGAGGAUCUAGAUACAUUUUCUAACCUCUCUGGAUUAAAACCAAAUUAUGACAAAUGUACUAUAUUACGUAUUGGAUCACUAAAAAAUACAAUUUUUACAUUACCAUGUAGUUUACCAAUAAAAUGGUCUGAUGGUGAUGUGGAUAUACUCGGAAUACAUAUCCCAAAGGAAAUAAAUGAUCUCACUUCAAUAAAUUUUAAUAGAAAGUUAGCAAAAAUAGAUAAGAUCUUACUACCAUGGAAAGGAAAAUACCUGUCAAUUUGUGGAAAAAUCACCCUGAUUAACUCUUUAGUAUUAUCCCAGUUUACCUAUUUGCUUAUGGUCUUGCCUACGCCUAGCAAACAGUUUUUUAAAUUAUAUGACAAAAAAAUAUUCAAUUUUAUUUGGAACGGCAAGCCAGACAAAAUUAAAAGAGCAUAUUUAUAUAAUGAAUAUGAAUUCGGAGGACAGAAAUUAUUAAAUAUUAAAGCAUUAGACCUAUCACUAAAAUCUUCAGUCAUCCAAAAGUUAUACUUAAAUCCGAACUGGUUCUCAAGCAAAUUAGUAAGAUUGUCUCACCCACUGUUCAAGAAAGGCCUUUUUCCCUUUAUUCAGAUUACAACCUCUCACUUUCAGUUAUUUGAAAAGGAAAUAAUCUCCCAAAUGUCACUAUUUCUAAAACAAGCCAUAGAAAGUUGGUUACAAUUUCAAUUUAAUCCUCCAGAAACGACAGAACAAAUAAUGCAACAAAUAUUGUGGUUAAAUUCAAAUAUACUAAUUGACAAAAAACCUAUAUUUAUUGACAGAAUGUUUAAAAAAGGUAUAAUCUUCGUAAAUGAUAUCAUCGGUAGGACUGGUGGAGUUAUGUCGCACAUGCAGCUAAUAAAAACAUAUGGAAAUGUCUGCUCUACCCAAAAUUACAACCAAAUAAUUGCAGCCAUACCGCAAAAGUGGAAGAGGAAAGUUGAAGGGGGAGAAAGUAAGGAACUUGUCUGUCGGCCUUGCAUUAAAGAACAUAAUUGGUUAAGGAAAACUGUGAUAAAUAAAAAAGUAUAUCAGUUUCACUUAAGGACCAAAGGAUUGACAGCAGUCCCAUAUAGAUUGCAAAAUAGUUGGGAAGAGAUCUUUGACGUACCGAUCCCAUGGCAUAGUGUUUAUGAACUGACACGCAAAACGACACCGGAUUCAAAAAUUAGAAUCUUUCAAUUUAAAUUAUUAUAUAAAAUUCUUGCUACCAAUAGAAUGUUAUUUAUAUGGGGGAUACAAUCUUCCCAGCUCUGCAGAUUUUGCUGUGAAGAGAUAGAAUCAUUAGAUCAUUUGUUUUGGUUCUGUCCAUUUGUAGCUUGUUUUUGGACACAGGUCCAGGAAUGGCUAAAGGAUUGCAAUAUUUACCUGGAACUAACCUUGCAGAUAGCAUUACUGGGUGAUCUGAAAAGUCAUAGUCAAUCAAUCAAUAAUAUAAUAAUACUUUUAGCAAAAAUGUUUAUUUUUAAUUCACAAUCUGUAGAAGCAAUGAGAAUAGAAAGGUUCAGAACUUUUGUAAAACAUCACAGUAUGGUUGAAAUAUAUAUGGCAAAUAGAAAUCCUAUAUGGAUGGUGUUAAGAGAUAGAUGGGAGGUAUUGAAUAGAGUUGAAGGAUGGGACUAAUAACAAAUAACAACAAAUAAUAACAAAGAUAGCUAAUAAUGUAAGCAUACUGUGUCCAUAAUAAGUAUAUAGGUUGUAUGUUGGGAGCUUUUGGGAAGGAGCACAGUUAGAAAGAUAUGGCAUUUAGAGGCAAACCGGAUGGACAUCAUGAAGAUGAUCGGAGAGGUUGAGAGUAGAAGAAGUUCAGGAGAAAAAAAAUAAAUAGGUGUGUAUAUGUAUAUGUAUAUAUAUAUGUAUAUAUAUAUAUAUAUAUGUAUGUGUGUGUGUAUGUGUAUGUAUGUAUGUAUAUAUGUAUAUAUAUAUAUAUAUAUAUAUAUAUAUAUAUAGAUAUAGAAUUAUUGUAAAAUUAACUCUGUCCAUAAGGUGUAGAUAGUGAGUAUGGACCGGAAGUAGAGGCCUGGGCGUUGUUGUUCACUAAUUUACUCCAAGUAGGGAAAGGAUGGUGGGGUUGAAAAGUAAUAAAGGGGAAUAUAUAUAUAUAAAAAAUAAAAAUAAAUAUGGGGGAUUGGAAGUGAUGCAGACAAUUACAUUGAUAGAAGAUACAAUCUAUCUGCAAUAUUAAGCUGAUCCUUCCCCCCGAAAAAAAAUAAAAAAUAAAAAAUAAAAAAAAAUAAUGUGUGCUUAACGAGUUAGUCAUUGGUCAAGUAUUGGGGAACACAAUCUUAAAAGUAGAGUGCUGAUUAUCGAGAUUGGAUGUUAACCUAGCAGUUAAGAGCGUUGAACCAGUAAUUGAAAGGUUGCUGGUUAGAACCCCAGAGCUGACUAGGUGAAAAAUAUGUUGAUGUGCCCUUGAGCAAGGCACUAAACCCUAAUUGCUCAUGUAAAUCUCUCUGGAUAAGAGCAUCUGCUAAUUGACAUAAAUGUAAAAAAAAAUUAAAAAAAUAAAAAAAACCGGUAGGCCAGAGGGAGAGAGAGUAUCACAGGAAUGUGGACACUUCUUACUGUAAAGAACUGAAGUGACACUUCUCAGCAUAUGAUGAGGUGCUAUAAAUGUAGCCUAAUGUUACAGCAGACGAUCAACGUCAACAAUGUAUUUUAUUGGUACAUUUACCCUUCUUGAGUGUGAGUAAUUAUACAUGGGGGGACUGAGGACUAGAACAUGUUGUCUGUUAGGUCAUUAGUAUGAACUUGAACACAACAACAACUUUAAAUUCUUGAUUUGAACCCAAUACCCUGUUAUCAGUGUCUCCAUCACCAUCACUCACUUACCCUACCUACUGCCUCCAGGUUUACCCUGAGAGAAGCCACCUGUUUGGCCUAAUCCUGGGUAGAUUAGCUCUCCUUCCCCACUGCAUCUCCCAGCUACCUGGUCCGCUACCCCAUAAUCCACGACUACAUCCACGACUAAAGCCUCUCCUUUUCCUGUUUUCUUAUAGGAUGGUCAAUGGUCUUGUGACGGAAGGGGACAACCAAUCAGAUCCAAGUGCUGUUGAUACUGAUUUGGAUCCUGAGCAGUAGUGCAUGGCAGUCUGCCAGGGCAGAAUCUACCGAGCGAAUUAGAGGGUGAGGACUGAGCAUAGAAAGGGAUUAUGGAUUAGGAGGACUCUUAAGACUAAGACUUCCCUUCUAAUGAGAAGAGAAGGGGUUUAUUCUAAGAAAGUGUGUUAGGUAAUUGACAAUGCAUCUCCCUCAGAUUGCUUGACUGCAGUGGAGAAAAGGUUGAAAUACAGUGCACAUGUUUUGGUCUAUCUAUUGCGUCCUCUGAUAUCGGAUGUUUUGUAAUACAGUAAUUACUGAAAACAUUAUUCCAACAACCAUAAAAUGUACUACAUAAAAUAAAAUAAAUAUAUUUUGGGAUUUGUUGAUUUAUUGAAGAUUAAUAAUGAGUGUACGUUGCAAUCUUUCAGUACAUUUGUGGAAAUUAAAAUGAAUGUAAUUUACUGUAUUGACUAUGACUAAUUAUAUAUUGGUGAAUUGGUAAAAUUAUUUGUUUCUUGUCCAUGUCAUACUGUUUUAGAAUUAGCAUUUUGUAUUUGAACUGUUGG
Messenger RNA from Coregonus sp. 'balchen', 12787 nucleotides. The record is from the annotation of a GenBank genome assembly. NCBI's taxonomy places the organism in Eukaryota, Metazoa, Chordata, Actinopteri, Salmoniformes, Salmonidae.